Molecule: messenger RNA, 876 nt
Organism: Penicillium taxi
Lineage: Eukaryota; Fungi; Ascomycota; Eurotiomycetes; Eurotiales; Aspergillaceae
Product: snoRNA-binding rRNA-processing protein IMP4
Exons: 2
Coding region: 1-876 (291 amino acids)
Biological process (GO): rRNA processing
Cellular component (GO): Mpp10 complex; small-subunit processome; nucleolus
Molecular function (GO): rRNA primary transcript binding; snoRNA binding
Source: RefSeq, a predicted model, not a curated record
AUGCUGCGCCGUCAAACUCGCGAGCGUCGCGACUACCUCUACCGAAGAGCACUGCUCCUCCGCGAUGCUUCUAUCGCAGAAAAGCGAGCUCAGCUCAAGGCCUCUUUGGCUUCCGGAAAACCUCUAGACGCCUCGAUUGCAGACGAUAAAAAACUCCGUGAAGAUUUCAAAUAUGACGAGUCAAAGGAAGACAGCGAGAUGGAUGUUGACGACGAAUAUGCAUUGACAUCCGGUGUCAUUGACCCUCGUCCAAUCGUGACCACUUCUCGCUCCCCCUCUGCUCGCCUUGGUGCUUUCGCCAAAGAGAUCCGUCUUCUUAUUCCUACUGCUAUUCGUCUUAACCGUGGAAAUCUCGUUCUUCCUGAUCUCGUUUCGAGCGCGACCAGUGCCGCCUUGACCGAUAUGAUUCUGCUGCAUGAGCACCGUGGCACUCCUACUGCUCUAACCGUUUCACAUCUUCCUCAUGGUCCUACCGCUAGCUUCUCCUUGCAUAAUGUUGUUCUCAGAGCGGAUAUCCCAAACUCUGCUCGUGGCACUGUUUCAGAGAGCUACCCUCACUUGGUCUUCGAAGGCUUUACCACCAAGCUAGGUGCUCGCGUCGUUCAGAUCUUGAAGCACCUUUUCCCACCACGUGAGCCUGGAAAACUUGGCAACCGAAUUGUGACCUUUGUGAACAAGGAGGACAGUAUUGAGGUGCGACACCAUGUUUUCGUGAAGACUGGCUACAGGGAUGUCGAGCUUGCCGAGGUCGGUCCACGUAUGACAAUGCGCUUGUUCGAGAUCCGGGGAGGUACACUGGAGAAGGGUUCCACUGGUGACGUCGAAUGGGCUCUUACCCAGUACACGAGGACGAGCAGGAAGAAGGACUACCUUUAA